Rhodamnia argentea is the source of this 2612-nucleotide messenger RNA. Its product is annotated as transcription factor BIM1. Gene Ontology annotation, biological process: DNA-templated transcription. Lineage: Eukaryota; Viridiplantae; Streptophyta; Magnoliopsida; Myrtales; Myrtaceae. Bases 757 to 2340 code for a protein of 527 amino acids. Gene Ontology annotation, molecular function: DNA-binding transcription factor activity; protein dimerization activity. The transcript has 10 exons. The record is from RefSeq and is a predicted model, not a curated record.
CUCUUUUUCAUCCUAAACAACAUCGAAUCUGCCGAUUAAUGGAAAAGGGUAUUUCGCUCCCCUGUUCAUUCAUUGCAAGAAAGGGAAAAAAAAUCUAGUUUUUAGAUCCCGAGAAAAAGCAAGGGAAACAGAGAGAGAAAAGAAAGGAAAGGAAAGAAAGAAAAGAAAAGAAAGAAGUGGAGAAAAUGCAAUUGGGUCGUCCUGCGGGAUUUGGUAACGAUGGUGCCUUUAAUGGGAGAGAAGAAAUAUCUGUAAAACUAAAAUGGUUUGGGGUGGGGGAGACGAUGAAGGUUAGUGGCUGCACGUGAUAAGGUGAGCGUCGUGGAUCUGGGCCAUGAAUUCGGGUGGGCCAGGUCUUGGGGCUUCCCCGAAUCCGAAAAGAGAGAGCGAAUCCGGACAUCAGGUGGGGGGGCGGGGGCAAGCGGGUGGGUCCCGAAUUGAAUUCGACGUGUUGAUUUGACAUCACACGAGGGGGCACAGGGCACGGGGCCCUGCGCAGGUGCUGUGCCUGAGCGACCUGCAUAACUUUGGUCGGAUCAGAGACACCUCAGGAUUCUCGAAUUGAACUUCCAUUUUUCUCCUAGUAAUUAUCCAGCAAGGAAGCAGCAAAAUUAGAAUUUUUUCGAGCAGAGUCCGGCAGUGAAGCAUUAGAUCCGUUGCGGUCAGGUGGGCUGUAGGGCCUGAGUUACGUGGCCAAGACACGAUCUUGGGGUCGAUUCUCAAUGACGACUGUUCCAGCAUGCGCGCACGUUUCACAUGAGCGUCGUUCAUGACGACUUCCUGAAAACCCACGACUUCUUGGGGAAGACAAGCGCCAAGGAAGAGGCUGCGAGCGAAAUUUUGUCGUCCCUCAAGAGACCACCGCCUCCGGCUCCACCGCCGCCGCCCCCGUCGCAGCAACAUUCGGUGGAACACGUGCUUCCUGGAGGGAUUGGGACUUACAGCAUCAGCCACAUCUCGUACUUCAAUAAUCAAAACCUGCCGAAACCUGAGGCGACCAUUUUCACGGUGGCUCAGGCAAGUAGCACUGACCGGACCGAUGAGAACUCCAACUGCAGUUCUUAUACCAACAGCGGGUUCACGCUUUGGGAUGAAUCUGCGGCCAAGAAGGGAAAGACGGGGAAGGAGAAUACGCCUUCUGCCUCUGUACGAGAGGCGGAGGUGAAAUUGGGGCCGUGGCCGGCAUCAGAACGGCCGUCGCACUCAUCUUCCAAUAACAAUCACCAGAAUUCGUUCAGUCCACUCACUUCCUCUCAGCCAUCAGGGGCCAAAAAUAAAAGCUUUAUGGACAUGAUAAGAUCAGCAAAGAGUGUGAGCAAUCAGGAAGAAGAAUUGGACGAUGAUGAUGGAGAGUUUGUGCUCAAGAAAGAGACUUCCCCUAUUCCUAAAGGAGAGUUGUGGGUGAAAGUUGACGGAAAGAGUGGCGAUCAGAAGGCCAACACACCUCGGUCCAAACAUUCUGCGACUGAGCAGCGGAGGCGGAGCAAAAUAAAUGACAGGUUUCAGAUGUUGAGGUCUCUCAUCCCAAACAGCGACCAAAAGAGAGAUAAGGCAUCAUUUUUAUUGGAGGUGAUCGAGUACAUACAGUAUCUACAGGAAAAGGUUACUAAUUAUGAAGGCUCAUUUCAAGGAUGGAGCCAAGAACCAGCAAAAAUGAUGCCGCUGAGAAAUGGUCAGAGGCCGAUGGAUAAUUAUGUCGAUCAAUCUCAAAACAUCAAUAGCGGGUCCGCUCCUGCUUUGGUCUUUGCGGCAAAAGUUGAUGAGAACCGUAUUGCCAUGGCCCCAGCCAUUUUUGGGAGUGCGAAAAACCCUCUUGAACCUGAGAUGGGAUCUGCUACUGCUUUCAAAUCUGUAGAGCAUCACCCUGGAAUGACAAAUAGAGCAGUUCCGUUUCCAAUGUCUCUGCAGCAGAACACCUCGAACUGUGUCGGGUGUAGUGGUGCAGUGGCAAGAGGGGGUCCUAAUUUGGAAAACCAGGCAUCCCAACCACUAACACAGAUUAGUAGAAUCAAAUCAUUGACUAACGAGUGCUCUGCUUCAACCGAUAAACUGAAAGAAGAGGAGCUGACCAUUCAAGGCGGUACAAUAAGUAUCUCCAAUGUAUACUCUCAAGGGUUGUUGAAUACAUUAACUCAAGCAUUGCAAAAUUCUGGGGUAGAUUUGUCCCAGGCCAGCAUCUCGGUGCAAAUUGAGCUAGGGAAGCAAGCCAAUGGUAGAAAAGCCACCUCUUCAUCUCUUCCUAAGGAUACUGAUGCUAGAAAUCAAGGAGUCACGUGGCCUCGAGCUGCAGGCGAGAAUGCAGAUCCAGCCCUGAAGAAGCUAAAGACGGGGAAAAGCUAGGUAGCGUAACGAUCAUCCUGAUAUUCUUUUUGUAAAAUGAUUUAUUCAAAUUUUUUUGGCUUUAAACCUUCUUACAUAUAGGGUUCAUCCAAUCUUCUCCUGGCUAAUAAGCUAUCCAGUUGAGACCAUUGUACAUUGUCUUUAGUUUGUUUGAAUGCACAUAACUUUCAUGCAUGUAUUACUUGUGAUAUUUCUCUUUCUCAUUUUUUUUCCGGGGGUCGAACUUACUUGUAAUAUUUAAUCAUAAAUGAAUUCUCACUGAUUCGGAGACU